AUGCAUUUGGCACUGGACACCACUCAGCUUCUCACGGGGCCUUCGUGUGACCUUGGGCAAGCCCCUGCCCUCCCAGCCUCCAGAGGUGAGUGUCCCAGCCCCGGGCGCGGCGGCGCCGCCAAGCGGAAGAAGAAGCAGCGGCGGAACCGCACCACGUUCAACAGCAGCCAGCUGCAGGCGCUGGAGCGCGUGUUCGAGCGGACGCACUACCCCGACGCCUUCGUGCGCGAGGAGCUGGCCCGGCGCGUCAACCUCAGCGAGGCGCGCGUCCAGGUCUGGUUUCAGAACCGCCGAGCCAAGUUCCGCCGGAACGAGAGGGCCAUGCUGGCCAACCGCUCCGCCUCGCUGCUCAAGUCCUACAGCCAGGAGGCCGCCAUCGAGCAGCCCGUGGCUCCCCGGCCCACCGCCCUGAGCCCCGACUAUCUCUCCUGGACAACCUCGUCCCCCUACAGCACGGUGCCACCCUACAGCCCUGGAGGCUCAAGCCCCGCGACCCCGGGGGUCAAUAUGGCCAACAGCAUCGCCAGCCUCCGUCUCAAGGCCAAGGAGUUCAGCCUGCACCACAGCCAGGUGCCCACGGUGAACUGACGGCCAGCCCCACCAGGACCCAGCUGCCUCCCUGGUCUACAGCGGCAGAAAAGAGGGCAGACACACAGGAAAGCAACCUCCUGUCCCCUGCCCCCAGGGCAGGCUGGUUGGGCUCUCCCGGCCCUUCUCACCAGCCCGGACCCCUGGACCUGAGAGGCUGCUAAGGUGCCCGAAGCCGGGCUCAGCCCCUCGUCCACGGCCACUGGAGACUCUGGCCCGUGACCCUCGGAGGGGCUGGGCCAGAAGGAGGAGCAGGAGCUCACCAAGGAAGGACCUCACUUUGUGUAUUGAAACCAAAUAGCUUUCGUCUUCAAGAAAUAAAGAUUUUUU
Messenger RNA from Pteropus alecto (black flying fox), 918 nucleotides. RefSeq names its product paired related homeobox 2 (gene PRRX2). Gene Ontology annotation, biological process: regulation of DNA-templated transcription. The record is from RefSeq and is a predicted model, not a curated record. The coding region runs from base 1 to 588 and encodes 195 amino acids. The transcript is spliced from 4 exons. Lineage: Eukaryota; Metazoa; Chordata; Mammalia; Chiroptera; Pteropodidae. Gene Ontology annotation, molecular function: DNA binding; DNA-binding transcription factor activity, RNA polymerase II-specific.